Messenger RNA from Protopolystoma xenopodis, 789 nucleotides. The record is from the annotation of a GenBank genome assembly. NCBI's taxonomy places the organism in Eukaryota, Metazoa, Platyhelminthes, Monogenea, Polystomatidea, Polystomatidae.
UUACCUGGCUUCGCCAUUGGGGGAUUAAGUGGUGGUGAAUCCAAGGAUGACUUUUGGAGGAUGGUUGCCCAGUCUUGCCGCAUGCUGCCAAAGGAUCGUCCGCGCUAUCUAAUGGGUGUCGGCUUCCCUGUAGAUAUAGUAGUUUGUGUUGCCCUAGGCGUUGACAUGUUCGACUGUGUCUAUCCUACGCGCACAGGCAGGUUCGGACAAGCUUUGGUUCCAUGGGGCCAGGUUAGUCUGCGUCUAGCUGCCUACGCAAAGGAUUUCCUUCCGAUAGACUCGGAUUGUCAGUGUCCGGCAUGCUCUCGUUGCAUUCCACGAGCCUGGUUCCACGCAGCGCUUGGUGGUCGGCAGACGAACGCUGUUUCACUUAUCAGCCUUCAUAAUCUCACCUAUAUGCUGGGCUUGAUGCGCCAGCUACGUGAAGCUAUUUCAUCUGGCCAACUUCCUGACGUAAUUCGUCGGUUUUUCUCUGCUCGCUGCCGGCCUUCGGCAAUUUCAUCUAUGGACCCAUCGUCUAUAGAGAUGAACCAGGAGCCAGAAGGCUGCGGGAAGUCCGAUGAAUCAGCGAAAGUUAGCGAGAGCAAAAAAGAGUUUGAUUUUGACGGACCACCUCCUCGAUGGGCUGUGGAGGCUCUAGCUAGCGUCGGAGUUGAUAUUUCGGAUAUUGGAUCACCUAAUCCCAAUUCAGCCUCUAAAGACUCUGCCUUAGCUGGAAAUUCUCCCUAUUUGUCUCACAUAAAAAAUUCCAUUGAAGAGAAAGAGAAUGACUCAAACUACUCUAACUAA